AUCCCAUAACGUGCGGGGCAGGCGCAGCACACCGGAGGGACUAGCUAGUUGUUUUCCAGCUGUCAGGUUGCCUGUUUACUCAUCCCUUUAUUUAUAUCCAUGUCUCGACCCGUGUGUGACAGCGGCUCGUAGUCCCGCUGCACAACCUGCAACACUGACCGGGAGUCCGGACUCGAAGCGAGCGAUGUCGGAGGAGCGCAGGGUGGCAGCAACAACAACAACAACAACAGGGCGUGCUGCUGUCCCCCUAGCAUCGCAACGUCCCCCGGUCCAUGUCAUUUAACCCUGCCGGGCGACUACACCCGUCCUCGCCUCCCGACCAGUCCAGUCCUGUCCCACAGUGGCCCGCAGUGAUGGCUGAUGAGGACCCCCAGCAGCAGCCGCCGCAGCCGGACCGCGGGGCGGGGAGCCUCCCCGGCCUGCUCCCCGGGCUGCAGGGCGCUGAGGCCAGUGCUCUGCAGCUCAGGAUCAAGAACUCCAUCUGCAAAUCUGUUCAAUCAAAGGUGGAAAACAUUCUGCAAGAUGUUGAGAAGUUCUCAGACAUUGAAAAACUCUACCUCUACCUCAAGUUGCCUUCUGGUCCCAGCAGCAGCGCUGAUAAAAGUGACCAGAGCGCCCUGUCAUCGAGCCGCACGCAGCAGAUGCACGCAUUUACCUGGAUCCGACAUCAUUUAGAGGAGUACCCCGAGACCUCGCUCCCCAAGCAGGAAGUCUAUGAUGAAUACAAGAGCUUCUGUGACAAUCUGAACUACCACCCGCUGAGUGCUGCAGACUUCGGAAAGAUGAUGAAAAAUGUCUUCCCGAACAUGAAGGCGCGUCGACUUGGCAUGAGGGGAAAAUCAAAAUAUUGCUAUAGUGGCCUAAGGAAGAGACCGUUUGUUCACAUGCCAUCUUUACCUACUCUAGACCUCCAUAAAACAGGGGAUGGAUGUUUGCAGCACCAGUGUGAGGUACUGGAGUCCACAGGUCAGCUGAGCAGCAUUAAGGAAGAGGUGCGGUUUGCAGCCUGUGAUCUUGUGUGUGAGUGGGCCCAGAAGGUGCUCAAACGCCAGUUUGAUGCUGUGGAGGAUCUGGCUCGCUUCCUAAUCGACAGCCAUUACAUCAGCAACAAGUCUUUGGCAGCUCUCACCAUGAUGACCGGCACAGCAGCAGAGGUGAAAGCUCCGCAGUCCAUCUCAGCCUUCGCCCCAGCUGCAGACACUCACUCCUUCCAGCGUCAUGUGACCACCUUGUCCUCUCCGUCCGUCGAUGCAAAGCAGCAGCUCCAGAGGAAAAUCCAGAGGAAGCAACAGGAGCAAAAGCUGACCUCUCCUUUACCCGGAGAGGGACAAAUUAGGAAGGCAGAUGACACUGUGUCUUGUGGUAGUCCCACCCCUCCAUCACCUCAGCCAACCAUAGGCAUCGUGGUCGCUGCUGUGCCAAGCCCCAUCACGGUUCAGAGGAGCAGGCCACUGAUGUCCCCGAGUCCAGUGGGAACAGUGGAGAGCAAAAUGCUGCCCAUUAACAUCCAGAUGGUGACCCAGCCAGUUCAGGCAGUGAAACAAAGCACCAAACCCCCCCAAAAUAUUCUGCCCAGUACAGUGGGAGAGCGCACAGCUCGGCAGCGCUACGCUCAAAUCCUCCCUAAACCUUCAGCCACCACUGCCAUCGCUCUCCGCUCGCCCUCCACUAUGAUCAUCGCUAACAGCCCCAUUAAGACUGUUGUGACUCCUUGUCAUGUGAGCCCAGUCAGUUUGGUGAAAAUGGCAGCCAUAUCGCUUGCGCCCAACAGCAGUGAAACCGCCACGUCCAUUACAAACGUGCUGCGGCCGGCAUCUGCAGACAUCAGCUCUAAAGUUACAGAAGAUGUCAGGUCCAUUCAGAACAUGAGGAGUGCCUCAACUGUCCCCAUUUUGGCCCCAGUGGCCAGGCCAGGGCAGACUUCCAACACUCCAAGUAUCGAUGUUGAAAUGGAAGUUGAAGCUAUACAUGAAAACAGCCAGAUGCAAAAUCUGGGCUGUCAAGUUUUGCCACAAGGAGCAAUGAUGAAUAGAGUCAAAGGGGCUGUACAGAGGGCUGCCAGUGUGCCCAUACCGCAAACAAAAGGAUUCUUGGGCCUUGAGGAAACAUCCAUCAAUAACUGCAGCAGAGAGUCCUCCUCAAGCACUAACACUGUGUCCAUAGGCGACUGCAGCAAUAAUAGCAUUAAUAAUACAAGCACUUUGCACUUAAAUCCCUCCACUCAGAAUACUAGCACUGUGUCUUUACUGAACACCAGCAGAGCAUCUUCAUUUGGGGAAAGCAGCCAAGCAAAGCAAGGUUUCUUGUCCACUAAGAGCCUCAGAAAACGUUCAUGCCUCAGUCCAGACUUUUCACCAGUCAAAAGGGUUUUUAUUCCCCAGAAGCCAGCAGAGGGUGCUGCUGGUCUAGGAUAUGGUAUCAGAAACAUGACGGGUAAUGUCUCCAGGCCAGGUGCUCCAGCUAGACCUGAAAGUGCACCCGCCACCAGAGAGGUAGAAGUGAAAAUGACCUCUCAAGUCCACGCACUUGGCACUUCUUCUUUCAGACCUAGCAGCUUUUACUCUGUUGCCAAAACACAUAGUUCACUGCAGAGGAAAAACAUUUACACUGUUAUGGAAACUGGCACCUCAGUCAGUCACGCAUUAAUACAGCAACAUCAAGGGCACGCAGCGGCUGACGCACAUGCCAUGCCUGAUAAUCCUGGUUUUCCAAAGCAUUCAGGUGUGGGUUCAAACUCAAGCCUGGAAGGAGCCCAACAGCAGACCUGCGGUCAGUCCAAUCCUACUACUGAAACCUUAGAGUUUUUGACUCAACCUUCAUCAUCCAGUCACCUGCCUAUGCAGACAGAUAUGACAGACUACUUUCCCUUUGAUGAUGACGUGACUCAGGACAGCAUUGUGGAGGAGCUGGUGCAAAUGGAGGAGCAGAUGAAACUUAACAGCCUGCAGCAGUUUGGAGAUUCUCUCACACUGCAAGGCCAACAGGAUGUGAUGCCAAACAACAUGAUGUCCAAUAAUAAGAAUAUUGCUGUUACUGCCUUCUAUCAUGCUACAAGCAACAGCAGCAACACAAUCCAAACUCCAACACCUACACCCACAUCAGAAAUGAUGGGAGGAGCCCAAGGCCUGACCGGAGAGAGCCCCUGCUCCCAUAUCGCCUCCACAACCCCAGUGGACAGCGCACUCGGAAGCAGUCGUCACACCCCGGUUGGUACUCCACACUCCAACUGCAGCAGCACCGUUCCUCCCAGUCCAGUCGAGUGCAGAAACCCAUUUGCAUUCACACCCAUUAGCUCCAGCAUCACUGGUUUCCAUGAUGGCAGCACCAUCUCCAGCAGCCCCGUCAAACCGAUGCAGAGGCCAAUGGCCACCCACCCAGACAAGACCAGGCUGGAGUGGAUGAAUAACAGUUACAACAGCAGCAGCGGGAGCGGUAGCAGAUCAAACAACGGAAUGGAAAUCCUGCCCAGCUAUCAAGGCUUGAUAGAGGACCAUUUUCAAAAACCUCACGCCUUUGCCGUUCCUCAUGCGCGACACCAUGACAGCCAUUUUGGCCGCUUGACUCCCAUCUCACCUGUACAGCAGCAGGUAGCGAGCAUGGCCAAGCAGGAGGGUUUUGCUGUGCCUGCCCCUCUGGAUAAUAAAACUGGCAGCACAUCUGCUGCAAAUUUUAGGUGUCGCAGUGUAAGUCCUGCUGUGCAUCAGAGGAAUUUAAGUGGCAGCACGGGAAGCAGCGCCCUUCCCAGUGCUCCCCGUUCAGUGGUGUCUCCCUUUAAUUCUCCUGUGACGCCUGAGGUGUUUAACAUCUUUGCAAACAGCCAGACAAACCUCGGUGUGAACAGCAUGGCUCAGAGGAGCCGCUCUGUGCCAGUCAACAUUAUGAUGCAAAGUGAGGUCCCGCCCACACCGGGACAGCAGUGCGGCACCAAAGGCAUCGCCAGCGUCCUCCUGAGCAAGCUGGAUGGAGACCAUGAGAAUAGUAUGCGUGGUGUGGGAAUCAAUAAUUUACCCUCCACCUACACUGCACGUAUGAACCUCACCCAGAUCCUUGAGUCCAACUCCAGCCUCCCAUGCACUGACAACCUGAUGACCUCUGACUCCACCAAUACCUGUAACCUGCAGAGGCCCAGUUACCUCAUGGAAAAUGCUAUUAAUGAACAAAUGAUUCUCUCCGCAGGUGAAGGCCAAGUACAAUCAGCCGCUGGAGAGCAGCAUCAGCAGCAGUCCAUCGUGUCACCUUUGAACUCGCAGCAGCAACACCAGCAAUUAGAUUUCAGCAGUGCUCAAGACCUCCUCACAGACAGCGGCCUCACUGCUGGUGCUCAGCUCAUGGAACAGGUGUCGGAGCUGACGGCAGGUUUCCCUGGUGAAAUCAGAAUGACAUCAGAGCUCUCCAGUAGCAUCAGUGACCUUAACGCGUUGGACACAAACCUGCUGUUUGACCCUAACCAGCAGCAAGGCCAGUAUCAACACACCGCCCCAGAGGAGUUGGUGGAUGAUUCGCUGUUUCAGCAAAUCACCAGCGAGACAGCUCAUUCAAGUGGCCUCGACUGGCUGGAAAGCAAAGAUCAUCCAACUGUUGGGCUGAUGGGCUGAGAGCAGAUCUUUUUAUCGGCAUGUUGAACAUGUUAUUCUGUGGUUGCUGUUUGUUUUAUUUAUUUUUUCAGGCAUUUAUAAUGCAACACUGGACACAAUGAGGUCUGUCCAGAUUAAGUGCCAGGCUGAAACUGAGAGAAUGCUGCAAAACGUACUGAAAAUGCUGGUCAUUUCCCUUUAAUGAGAGAAUAUCACCUCACUUAGUUUGAUCAAGAGCAUUUCCAACAAGUAAACACGGAAAAGAAACCUAAUCUAAUUUUGUUUAAUAUUUCACUGCACAGUCAGAUCAGUGACAGAGCCAUGGAUCAGUUACUGGGAUUAGGUUAACUGGUGAUUCUAAAUUGC
Archocentrus centrarchus (flier cichlid) is the source of this 4940-nucleotide messenger RNA. RefSeq names its product DNA-binding protein RFX7. Gene Ontology annotation, biological process: regulation of transcription by RNA polymerase II. The record is from RefSeq and is a predicted model, not a curated record. Gene Ontology annotation, molecular function: RNA polymerase II cis-regulatory region sequence-specific DNA binding; DNA-binding transcription factor activity, RNA polymerase II-specific. NCBI's taxonomy places the organism in Eukaryota, Metazoa, Chordata, Actinopteri, Cichliformes, Cichlidae. The transcript is spliced from 9 exons. Bases 273 to 4595 code for a protein of 1440 amino acids.